AUGUUUGAUCCAAAGAAAAAAGCGAUGAUUGAAUCAAAUGAAGCAAUGUCAGGUAAAUGCCUUUUUGGACGCAGACCAAGAUUGACAACCAAACUUAAUAACUCACCAGUGCAGAUGUCUCUAAAUGUAGCUAAGACAUUCUCAGAAAAGAAGGAAGUCCUUUCUAAAAAUAUUAAAAAUAAAGUCUCUUUAAAGAAUACUGAAAAUAGAGUAUUUUCAAGGAGUAUUGAAAGUAAAGAUGUCUUAGCAAAUCUACAGUCUGACCUACAGUCAACUUUUCGCUUAAAAGAAAGCACAGGGGACGUGAGCAAAGAUGUAGUCAUUGUAAAGCAGGAGAAAAAUAAUGAAUAUUCCCUUCAGGGUAUUGAUGAUAAGCUGUCAGAAUCAGCAGAGGAUGAUGGUGAAGAUGAUACCAGUGACAAAGAUAAUGAUGAACAUAGUAACCCUAAAAAGAAUACUCAGGCCCUACUAGAGUUCAUGGCAGAAGUAAGUUUUACCUGUGCAUAUAAUUUAAGAAACUUUAAAAUAUUGGAAUAGCUAAAUAUUGAAGAUUUAAAAUCACUAUUGCGAGAGAUAAAAAAGUGGUUCUCCUGGAGGCAGAACACAGAAUGGUGGUUACCAGAGGCUGGACGGGAAGAAGGGAGAAAGAGAGAAGUCAGUUUAGGGGUACAAAAGUACAGUUAGAUGAAAGGAAUAAAUGAUAGUAUUCAGUAGUAUAGUAGGGAAAUGAUAGUUAACAGUAGUUUAUUGUAUGCUUUAUAAUAACCAGAAGAGAAAAUUUGUAAUAUUCCCAACACAAAGAACAGAUAAAUGUUUGAGAUGAUGGAUAAUCCAAUUACCUUGAUUUGAUCAUUACACAUUGUAUACAAGUAUCAAACAUGUACCCCCUAAAUGUAUACCAUAUUAUAUAUAAAUAAAAAAUAAACAUUUAAAAAA
Saimiri boliviensis boliviensis (Bolivian squirrel monkey) is the source of this 936-nucleotide messenger RNA. Its product is annotated as glutamate-rich protein 2-like. The record is from RefSeq and is a predicted model, not a curated record. Lineage: Eukaryota; Metazoa; Chordata; Mammalia; Primates; Cebidae.